This is a messenger RNA of Morchella sextelata, 3549 nucleotides long. RefSeq lists its product as uncharacterized. Bases 1 to 3549 code for a protein of 1182 amino acids. Lineage: Eukaryota; Fungi; Ascomycota; Pezizomycetes; Pezizales; Morchellaceae. The transcript has 6 exons. Gene Ontology annotation, molecular function: protein binding. The record is from RefSeq and is a predicted model, not a curated record.
AUGCCUGACUCCCGCCGAAAAACUACAAAUGAACAGCUAACCACCUGUAUCCACCUCACGAACUCUGUCUCCUCACUAUGCUACGAGCACCUCAGCACCACACUACGAAUCCCCGCGGGCUUUCAGCGCCUCGUCGAUGAUCUCGGUGGUGUCCUGGUGGUGCUGGGCGCGGUGAAUCUACGGGAGGUUGGGGCGGCGCAGUUUGGGUGUGCCGUUGGGGAAUGUGUAAGGGAAAUGAUGUGGCUGAGGGAGAAGUUGCGGGAGAGGAGGAGGAGAAGGUGGGGAGGCAAUGAGGUCACGGAGUAUAGAAGAAGGAUUGGAAAAUUGAGGGUGCUGUGGGAGACGGCGAUGGCGGGGAUGGAUCAAUUGUCAAUGUCGCCGGGAGUCAUCGGUGCGCAUAUAGCGGAGAGGUUGUGCGAGAAGAGACCGUUGCCUACCGAUUUGAACUAUGAGCUUGAAGUACUUGCUCGAGAAAAACGUGAAAAGGUGCUCAAUUGGCUAUAUCCAGAAGCUUAUGAUAAACGACAUCUAGAAAUCCGGGGCCGAAGGAACGAUAGUAUUGGGAAGUGGUUUUUCAAAGCUUACGAAGUUCAAAGAUGGAUUAAUUAUGCGGGAGUUAGUUUACUUUGGGGUCGCAGUGUUGCUGGUGCUGGAAAGACCUUCUUGAGCUCCCUCAUAAUCGACACUAUCAAGGACCACGCAGCACAAGGAUGCCUCGGGGUGGCAUAUAUCUAUUUCAACUAUAAAGACCAAGCCCAGCAAAAAACCACUCAAGUCUUCACAAGCCUGAUCAAGCAGUUCUGUGACCAACUACCAAAGCUCCCCAUCGAGGUUGCAGAUCUCUACGACAAGCUAAAGUCUGACAAAAGGAGACCUACGGUUAUGCAACUGUUCACCCUGCUACUCACUAUUGUCGAGUCGUUUGACCAUGCUUACGUGAUCUUCGACGCAUUGGAUGAAUGCGAUGCGGUAUUGCAAAAAAAGGAACUCAUACCGCUGAUCCGCCGGAUGGCACAGAGCGGGAGCUUUAAGCUGUUUAUCAGUAGUAGGGUAGAGCUAUCAUUGGGACAUCGAGAUAUAUUCGAUGCGUUUCAUGGCGGGUUGAAAAUCACCAUCUUGGCACGGGAUGAGGAUAUCAAUCUUUAUAUUGAGGAGAAGAUCAAUGAGAACCUUCGAUUUCGAAAUUUAGUUGGGAAAGGCCGAUAUAAAGAGGUGAUUGUAUCUGUGCUCAAGACAUAUUCUCAAAAAUUAUUCUUGCUAGUGGAUCUGCACAUUGGAUACCUUUGCCAGCAACCAACUUUGCGAAAGGUCUUCAUAGAGCUUGAGAAUCUCAAGCUCUACACCAACAGCAGAAAAGCUAUCCUAUCUCAAACCUACAGCAUGAUUUUAACCUCCCUUCAGAGCCAACCAAAAAGCUGCGUGAAAUUAGCAAUCAAAACUCUUUCAUGGCUAGUCAAAGCCCAGCGAACAUUAACCGUUGAAGAGCUCAAACAGGCUAUAUCGGUGGAGCCAGGGGACCGCGGAAUAGAUGGAUCCGACAUGCCAGAUAAUGGAACCAUUAUCGCCGCCUGUGCCGGCCUGGUAGUAAUCGAUGGUGACACCGUUAGGCUAUCACACCAGUCAGUGCAGGAAUAUCUUGUGACGAAUGCCGUUGUUCCCCAAAACGCAGAUGAGAAUAUUGCAAUGUCGUGCAUAACAUUUCUCUCAUUCAAUGAGUUUUCUCGAGGCGCCUGCGGGCGUGAGAUGUCGCUUGGAGUUCGGCGCCAAUUGUAUCCUUUUAUGGACUACGCAGCCAAAAACUUGGGCUUUCACCUCCAGUCAUGCGACGAAGAUCUGACAAGAGAUGCUCUCUUCAAACUCUUAAUGCAUCCAGGAAGCCUCUCAUCGUACUUACAGGCUCUAAAGGCCCAAAAGCUGUUUUCAAAAACCUUAGGGCACCACACUCGAUAUAUAAAACGAACGCCUUUGCACGUUGCCGCAGCUCUGGGGCACUGUUCCUUAGUAAAAUUGCUAUUAGAAAGUGGUGCCGGAGACCUGGACAUAAAGGUUAUAGACUCUAAUAUCGGCGAUAAAAGUGCAAUCCACUGUGCUACCAAUGCGGGCCAUGCAUCAAUAGUUAAGGUACUACUCCAGAAAGGAAUAAAGGUCUCAGAUACUAUAGAUGGCGAAAAGGCGUUACUUACAGCAGCGUCCGGCGGCUGGAGUGCAACUGUAAAGCUGCUACUCGAGGAAGGCGCUGAUAUCUCAGAUGUUGGGUAUGAUGGGGAUACAGCGCUACAUAGAGCAGCAGCAGGCGGGCACGAGCAAGUCGUUCGACUGCUCCUUGAUAAGGGCUUGAAUCCGGCUGUAAAGGCCCGGGAUGGAAUGACAGCAUUACAUAGAGCAGCUUCGUCAGGACAUAGUUCAGUAGUUGAGCUCCUACUAGAUAGGGGCGCUAACAUCUUGAGCACUGGAGAGAGUCGAGAAACUGCGCUCCACCAAGCCGCAUCUGGGGGCCAUGAAGAUGUUGUUGAAAUGUUGCUCAAAGGAGGAGCCAAUAUUUCAGCAACAAAGACAUACGGAGAGACCGCGCUGCAUAGCGCAGCAUCAGGAGGACAUGAGCAGGUAGUGCGGUUACUGCUUCGAAACGGUGCCGAUGUAGGAGCAUCGGCAGUAAAGAAUGGCGGAGAGACUGCCCUCCAUCAAGCAGCAUCUGAAGGAUUUAGGAGCGUAGUCAAGAUCUUACUCGAGUACGGUGCGGAUGUUGGGGUUCAAACUAGAUAUGGUGUUAGUGUUCUGCAAAGAGCAGCACAUGGAGGGCACACAUCUCUCGUCCGCUUCCUUCUCGAUAACGGUGCCGAUGUGUCGGUGACGACAAAAUACGGAGUGACAGCGCUGCACCGGGCAGCAUCUGCGGGGCAUGAAUCGACAGUUCAGCUACUACUUGAGCGGGGCGCUGUUCUCUCUGCUUUCGAUGCUGAUGGAGACACUGCACUUCAUGGAGCAGCAUCAGCUGGGCACUAUCCUGUCGUAAAAUUACUUAUUGAAAGCGGUGCUAAAGUCGAUGAAGUCACGAAGAACAGCGGCGAAACGGCACUACAUAAAGCUGCAUUCGGGGGGCAUCGAAUAAUAGUGGAUUUUCUGCUUCAAAACGGCGCCAAUCGUUUGGCCUUGUCGAAGAAUGGAACGAUGCCAUUGCACAGGGCCGCAUCAUCCGGGCACGGGUCGGUUGCUCGAGCACUCCUCAAAGAUCUUGCGGACUAUCAGGUGUCCGCAGCGAAGCAUGACGGCGAAACUCCUUUACACUGCGCUGCCUUAGGAGGUUAUGAGGCGAUGUUAAACCUGCUACUAGAAAGUGGUGCAGAGGUUUCGAAGCAGAAUGGUGAUGGAGAAACAGCGCUACAUAUUGCGGCGUAUGUUGGGAAUGCUGCGAUAGCUCUUACUCUAAUCGACCGCGGUGCCAAAGCUUCGGAUAGAAACCGUAGGCUAGAAACUGCUACUGAUAGGGCAAGAGCUGGGAGUCAGAGACAUGUGGCCGCUCUCUUAUUACAUUACCGUCGGAAAGGGUAA